This is a messenger RNA of Striga asiatica, 1658 nucleotides long. The record is from the annotation of a GenBank genome assembly. NCBI's taxonomy places the organism in Eukaryota, Viridiplantae, Streptophyta, Magnoliopsida, Lamiales, Orobanchaceae.
AUGGAAUCUGCUGAAGAGUUAAUUGAAGCAGAAAAUGAAGAUGCUCUGGACCAACUAAUUGCUAGAAUAUAUCCUAAUUUUCAAACUAAUUCUGUGACAAUGUCGAGGAUAUAUCUACCGAUUAAAGAGAUUACAGAAGCCACCAACAACUGGACUGCACUUAUCCAAGUUGUUGAGAGGCCACCCGUUCACCAAAGCAAAAAUGAUUCGACAAUGCAUUAUCGCAGAUACUUAUUCACAGAUGAAGAGGGCACAAAAGUAGCUGCCGUUGUUUACAACAAUGUCAUUGACGAAUUUAUGCCACCGUUGCUCAUGCCAUACAAAAGAUAUUAUGUUUCCGGAGCAAAAGUACGUCCAGAGAUACCACUGUAUCAGGUUGGUGAUUACAAGUACAAAUGGACUCUGGUUAAAGGUACCAAUGUUGAAGACUAUGAAGAACCCAUGCCUCCACAACUUCCGUGCUCAAUUGAAAUUCAUCAAUUUGCAAAUUUACACAAAUAUGCAGAUACGGAGAAUCCCAGAAACUUGCUUGCAGUUAUUGUUCAUGCUUUUCCAAAAAGGACUGUUGGUACUAACACAACACGUGAACUGAUCGUCAUCAACGAAGAGCUUAAGUCUAUAUACUCUCAAUAUCUGCUUCAGACGAAGACUUGUUGGGUCAGCGGAAAAAUGAAGCUCGCAAGCGACGCCAAAUCCUUAUGGGCAGCCACGUGCGGCAACUGCCGCAAGAAUUACAAUAUGCCACCAAACACAGCAAUGAAAUGUCGAAGCUGCCAGGCGGAUACUUACGUUGAAGCAAGGUGUCGGAUUCCAAUGGAAAUUAAAGAUGAAACAGGAACAAUAUACGCAAUAAUCUAUGGGACUGAUGCAGAAAGAAUUAUCCCGUUCAGCGGGAAUGAUUUGUAUGAAGCAGAGAAAAAUGGCCAAAACAUAAAAGGUGAAAUUGAAGCAGUGAUAGAAAAGCACAGCGUUGUCUGUUUCAUUAAGUAUACUGAGUCUGGUUAUCAUACAAUUCUAAAGCUUUAUACCGCUGACCACAUGAACACCGAGAAGAAUAUGCAUGAAGAACAACUCUCCAAAAAAGACACAGCCAGUUCAUCAUCAGCCCAGGUUGUCGAAAAACAACUCUUCACCCCAACACUCAAAAAUGUGCUCCAGUCCGUUGCCAUGAAAAUUGAGAAAGAUCCAACCAUCGGAAGUUCAGAACCACUUGUUAAAAAGCGCAUCAACUUUGAAACCCAACCAAUAGCCUCCUCCUCAAUCACAACUGCCACACCAUCAAAACAAGCUUCACCAAAACCAAGUCAGUUCAAUCUUGAAACACAUAAAGAUCUACCUGCCAGCCCUUCAAAGAAAAGUCGACCCAAAAUGGAUUGACGCCUCGACACCUACAGCUUUUGACUUUUGGCUCGACACAUCAAGCUUUUGACUUUUGAACUAGAAAAACAUGAAGAAUGGAUGCUUCUUUUGUGUACAAAUUUGAAAUUUGCAAGGUUAAAAAAACCUACCUAAAAACUGAUAUUUUGUAGUCAAAUCCUUAACAGAAUUAAAUGCAUCUAUUUACAUAUAGAUGCUUUUCGAUUCUGUAAAAGGAAAAUACUCAAUGUGUUAUGCCCAUGACUAUGCUUUUGUGUAUUAUAUCUUUUGAUCAUCCAAUU